CCGGAGAAGAGCUCUCCCACUGCGACGGAGGGGCCUGCAGACCUAGGGUCCACCGCCUCCCAGGACAUGGGGUCGCAGUCCAGCCUGGGUCCUGGAAUCCCACCUCCCAGGCCCCCGCCGGCUCCAGACACCCUGAGUUACCUGGAUUCGGUCAGCCUCAUGUCGGGCACCUUGGAGUCCCUGAGUGGCCCCGGGUUCUUGGACGACGUCAGCUCCCUGGGCUCGGACUCGGAGAUCAAUGGCUUGGCCUACCGCCGAACCGACAAAUAUGGCUUCCUGGUGGGCAACCAGCACUCGGGGAUGCUGGAGAGCGCCAUCCCGGUGGACGUGGCGCGGCAGCGGGAGCUCAAAUGGCUCGAUAUGUUUUCCCACUGGGAUAAAUGGCUCUCGCGGCGAUUCCAGAAGGUGAAGCUGCGCUGUCGGAAGGGGAUCCCCUCGUCUCUCCGGGCCAAAGCCUGGCAGCUGCUGUCGAACAGCAAGGAGCUCCUGGAUCAGAACCCCGGCAAAUUUGAGGACCUGGAGCGCCAGCCCGGGGACCCCAAGUGGCUGGAUGUGAUUGAAAAGGAUCUGCACCGGCAGUUCCCCUUCCACGAGAUGUUUGCCGCCAGGGGAGGCCACGGGCAGCAGGACUUAUACCGCAUCCUAAAGGCCUACACCAUUUACCGGCCCGACGAGGGGUACUGCCAGGCCCAGGCCCCCGUGGCUGCCGUCCUGCUGAUGCACAUGCCCGCUGAGCAAGCCUUCUGGUGCCUGGUGCAGAUCUGUGAGAAGUACCUGCCAGGCUACUACAGCGCAGGGCUGGAAGCCAUCCAGCUGGAUGGAGAGAUCUUCUUUGCCCUGCUGCGCCGGGCAUCCCCCAUGGCCUAUCGGCACUUGAAGAAAUACAAGAUUGACCCCAUCCUCUACAUGACGGAGUGGUUCAUGUGCAUCUUCUCCCGCACCCUGCCCUGGGCUUCGGUGCUGCGCGUCUGGGAUAUGUUCUUCUGCGAGGGGGUGAAGAUCGUCUUCCGGGUGGGCCUGGUCCUUCUCCGGAAUACGCUGGGCUCGGUGGACAAGCUGCGCAGCUGCCAGGGCAUGUACGAAACCAUGGAGAAGCUGCGCAACCUGCCAGCUCAGAGCAUGCAAGAGGAUUUCCUCAUCCUGGAGGUGGUGAACCUGCCGGUGACGGAAGCGCUGAUUGAGCGUGAGAACGCCACGCAGCUCAAGAAGUGGCGCGAGACCCGCGGGGAGCUGCAGUAUAAACCCUCUCGCCGCCUCCACGGCUCCCGCGCCAUCCACGAAGAGUGUCACCGCAUGAACCCGCCGCUGACCUCCAGCGCCAGCCUGCUCAGCCUCACCGGCUUCAAACAGCGGGCGGCCCGCGGCGGCAGUGGGGCGAGCACGGGGGGCAACUUCUCCCCUGCCCACCCCAUGGGCAGCCUGGCCGUCUCCGCUGCCCCCACUCCAGCCACUGCCCCAGGCCAGGUGGUGUCGGAAGGGCUCCACCCCGCUCUGCCCUCCCCCACGGGGAACAACACGCCGCUGGCGGGCCCCAAGAAGGGGGGAGCGAAGGAGAAGAAGAAGGAGAAGGAGCGGGAGCGGCUGGCGAAGGAGCGGGAGAAGCAGGAGAAGGAGCGGGAGCGGCUGGCGAAGGAGCGGGAGAAGCAGGAGAAGAAGGAGAAGGAGAAGCUGGAGCGGAAGCAGCAGAAGGAGCGCGCCAAGGAGGAGGCCAAGCAGAAGAAAGAGAGGAAGGUCUCCAUGCGCCGGAAGGAGGCCAAAGCCCCGCCCCGCGCCGAGGACGGGGGGCAAGACGGGGAUCCCCCAGCAGGCUCUGUGCUGCAGGACACUUACUUCUGAGCUGAGUGGGGGUGGGACAGCGGGGGGGGCCCUGCUGCCUCCGACCCCACCACAGAUUAGCCAAGGACCAAGGGGUGAGGAGACUCAGAUGGGGGUGGGGUCGCCGGCUGGGAGGAAGCUGGAAUCUAAAGGACAAGAGUGUUGAGCUCUGAGCUAGCCUCCAGGGGGCGCCCCACAAUCUUCCUCCUGCCAGGAGGGGACCUGCUUAACGACUUUGAAAGCCAAACGACUACUGUGCUCUCCCCCCCCCCGCUUUCUGUGUCCUCCCCUCCCGUCGGUGGAACGAACAGGUACACCCCUCCCUCCAAGCGCUUUUUCCAGGGGUGUGGGGCGUCCCCCUCAAGUCUUAACCAGAAUAUAAUUGUAUUAAUAGUCCAGCCCGUUUACUGUAUAUAGGAGAAUCCCCUUUAAACUAUUUAACCACUCCAGCCCUACACUCCCCCCGCCCCUCUGCUCGGGAGAGGUUGGUUUUAAGGGCCACCCUCUUGCCCCCAUGCUAGCAGGAGUGCUCCUCUUUGUGCUGUUCACCCCCAAACGCAGUUCUUGUUGAUGGACACAGGUAUCAAUAAAGUUCUUCUCCUUGGACUUUCAGUGGCAAGACGGAUGAACUUUAUUGACAGCCCAGUGUAUGCGGACAGGGCAUACGUUCCUCCUUGUCCCAACACCACAUUUCUUUAUUUAUCUGUAGCCCGGUGUUCCCCGACAGGGCAUCAGUAAAGCUCAUCCGCCUCUCAAGAAGGUGUCGAUAAAGUCACGUGCUAGGUGAGAAACUUUAUCGAUAGCCCAGUGCUUGCAGACAAGAGAACAAGAAAGUUCUUCCAUCUCCCAGCACAG
Mauremys mutica (yellowpond turtle) is the source of this 2670-nucleotide messenger RNA. Its product is annotated as TBC1 domain family member 10B-like. The record is from RefSeq and is a predicted model, not a curated record. NCBI's taxonomy places the organism in Eukaryota, Metazoa, Chordata, Testudines, Geoemydidae.